This is a messenger RNA of Fulmarus glacialis (Northern fulmar), 1236 nucleotides long. RefSeq names its product melanocortin 5 receptor (gene MC5R). Gene Ontology annotation, biological process: G protein-coupled receptor signaling pathway. Bases 259 to 1236 code for a protein of 325 amino acids. The transcript has 2 exons. The record is from RefSeq and is a predicted model, not a curated record. NCBI's taxonomy places the organism in Eukaryota, Metazoa, Chordata, Aves, Procellariiformes, Procellariidae. Gene Ontology annotation, cellular component: membrane. Gene Ontology annotation, molecular function: melanocortin receptor activity.
CUUGACUCUCUGGAUUUAAUCAUUGCUUUUCCUCUAUUUUUGUCAUCCAUUCCCACCAAGGAGUCCCCAGCCCCAGAUGUCGGGUGAGGAGGGGGGGCUAAAACUUCUGCUCUCUGGAGGAAAGGUUGCAGGCGAUGAAGAGGAAGAGCAGCUGAAGGAGCAGCUCUGGUAAACAGGGUCUUUUGCCUUUUGGAAAAUGCAUUCACCGCACUCCUUGGCAAGUCCCUCAGAAAGAACAGAACGUGUUUGCUUCCAGAGAUGAACACGUCCUCUCAACUGUAUGUUUCUGAACUAAAUCUGAGUGCCUUUAGCAGCAACUUUACUGUGCCUACUGUCAAGAGCAAGUCAUCACCAUGUGAGCAGGUGGUCAUUGCGGCUGAGGUGUUCCUAACUCUGGGCAUUGUAAGCCUCCUUGAAAAUAUCUUAGUUAUAUGUGCAAUAGUUAAGAACAAGAACUUGCAUUCACCCAUGUAUUUUUUUGUUUGCAGUUUAGCAGUGGCUGACAUGCUGGUUAGUGUGUCUAAUGCUUGGGAGACCAUAACGAUAUACUUAAUAAACAAUAGACACAUAAUUAUGGAAGAUGCCUUUGUCCGUCACAUAGACAAUGUCUUUGAUUCAAUGAUCUGCAUUUCUGUGGUGGCUUCCAUGUGCAGUUUACUGGCUAUAGCAGUAGACAGGUAUAUCACUAUAUUCUAUGCCCUACGUUAUCACAACAUCAUGACAGUGAAAAGAUCAGGGCUUAUUAUUGCAUGCAUCUGGACCUUUUGCACAGGCUGUGGCAUUAUCUUCAUUCUUUAUUAUGAAUCAACUUACGUGAUCAUUUGUCUCAUCACUAUGUUUUUUACCAUGUUGUUCCUCAUGGUCUCACUGUACAUCCAUAUGUUCCUCCUGGCUCGUACUCACAUGAAGAAAAUAGCUGCUUUGCCUGGGUACAACUCUGUCCGUCAAAGAACCAGCAUGAAAGGAGCCAUCACUCUGACUAUGCUUCUUGGCAUCUUCAUUGUUUGCUGGGCUCCAUUCUUCCUUCAUCUCAUCCUGAUGAUCUCCUGCCCUCAAAACCUCUACUGUGUUUGCUUCAUGUCUCACUUCAACAUGUACCUCAUUCUCAUUAUGUGCAACUCAGUGAUUGAUCCCUUGAUCUAUGCCUUUCGUAGCCAGGAAAUGAGGAAGACUUUCAAAGAGAUCAUUUGUUGCUAUAGCCUGAGAAUGGUCUGUGGGUUAUCAAACAAGUAUUAA